Molecule: messenger RNA, 3968 nt
Organism: Mauremys reevesii (Reeves's turtle)
Lineage: Eukaryota; Metazoa; Chordata; Testudines; Geoemydidae
Product: PH and SEC7 domain-containing protein 4-like
Exons: 16
Coding region: 453-3515 (1020 amino acids)
Biological process (GO): regulation of ARF protein signal transduction
Cellular component (GO): ruffle membrane
Molecular function (GO): phospholipid binding; guanyl-nucleotide exchange factor activity; protein binding
Source: RefSeq, a predicted model, not a curated record
GGAGUGGGCACCGUGCCGGCAGCGGCCGUCCGGGCUUGCUGCUGUCAAACCUGUCUGGCAGCCCCGUGCCGGCUCCUCCUCGCCCCAGCGCCGGGCUCGGGCUCUUCCGCUCGGCCGAGCCACGUUUCCAGAGUCCCGGCGUGCCCCCAACAUCCCUGCGCCCCUGGGCCUGGGGGAGAGCAGCCCCAAGGCCCCCUGCCCUUGGAGACGGAGCCAUGAGCCUGCUGGGCCGGGGAAGGCAGAACCGAGUGGCCCUGGGCCUGUGCCCCUGCACCGAGCCCCCCCACGAGAUGGGGUAGACCCGAGUGCCAUGGGGAGCCUCUCUAGAGAGCCGGCUGCUCACUGCUUAGCAAACAAGCUGGGAGAAGAGCCCACCUUGGCUUAACUGGACCUUUCAAAGCAAAGUCAGGUGCAUCGGCAACCCCGGGGCGUGGUUCCUGGUGGAGGGUGACAUGGAUCCAGCCGGCCCUUCCAGCCACACGGAGCCCAUGGACCUCCUGGCUCCUUAUGCCGCAGAAGCUCCAGGAUGUAGGCCUGGAGAAAGCCUCUUUAGGAUUCAAGAUGCGAUUGUGUUCUCCGAUAAUUACACAGACCCGGGCAGUGCCUUGUACACCCAGUCCCCCUCGGGCCCGGAGGGCCACGGUGUUGGCAGCUGCUCCUUGGAAGUCGCUGCCGGGGACUGCGAGACGUCUCUGGAAGAAUUUGCUGGCCUGGGGGAUGGAGAGAUGCUGUGUGCCGUGGGGAAUGCACUUGAUUCGGAAAUCCCUGGGAACUCAGCUUGUGCGGAGAUCACAUCACUUGGUUCGGAAAUCCCUGCAGUGGAAUUUCCACCCCCUCCAGCGGAGAACCUGAAUGCUCAGGACGAGGGGAAGGAUGAUGCUGCCCAAGCACUGUUCUGGUCCGGGAUCCUCCAAGCUCAGCUGUGCGUGCUGGACCUGCAAGGGGAGCUGGAGAAGCAAGAAGAGCCUGUCGCUGAGCUAAGCAGCUGGUCCCAGGGUCCUGAGGAUGCACUGAGCCGCGUCCCGGCUGCACAGGGCUUGCCCAUCUCCGAGGAGCUGCUGGAUGAAAGAGCCACCGCGGCCAGCGACAGUGAUGACGGGCAAGAGGCCGGCACGGGGAGGCAGGAGGAGGAGAGCUGGUCGUCCGAGGGCGAGGAAGAGCAGUGCCUCUUCUACAACAACCCGCUCUUCCAGGAGAGCCCGGGUCCCGCGGGGCCCAGUCCCUCUGACGGCCCUGCCUUUUGGAGCGCUGCUGAGGGGGACCGCGCUGGUUCCAGCGAUGAGGCCGAUGGGGCUCCCCAGGGCGAGCCGGUGUCAGGCAGUCAGCAGGAGGAAGAGUGGUGCCCCUUCGCCGAGGCAACCGAACCGGGAGCCGAGGAUGAGACACCGGGCGAUUUCCCCGCCUACACAAUGCACUGCAGCACCUGGGCCCCCUUGGUGAUCACGGAACGGGACAUCGACGGGGCCUGCUCGAUGGCCGAGGAGCCGGAGGCCCCGGGCCGCUCCCCCGACCAGCUGGCAGAUGGAGCCGUCUGCCACCCCCCGGUUGUCCUGUGCAGCAUGGAGUCAGCUCUCAGUGAUGCACUAGACCCGGAGGAGGGCGGCUUGCUGUUUUCGGCUUCCAGCACCUCCAUGGUAUCGACCCUGCUGCACACCGAAGACUGGGACCACCCCAGCCCCUGCGAGCUCCAGCCUCCAAGUCCCUCUCCGGGUGGAGGCAGCUGGAGCCCCCAGGCCUCCCCGCAGCACACCACGGAACCGGCUCAGCACCAGGAGGCGGAUUUGGAGCUGCCAGCUCCUGGCCAUGACAGCCUGGCGCCCCCCUGUCUGGUGGCAAAGGCGUCCCAGAGCACUUCCUGCCCGCGAGGGGAAGUCACUGCGGCCGAGUCCCCGGCUGAGUCGCUCAACACGGCGGAGGGGAAGCCGGGCAGCGCAGCGCAGGGGCAGGACAUGGAGGAACUACCCCCCACGCUUGGAGAUGAGCCUGUGCUGGGGGAGGAGGGCAGGCUGGAGCCCACCCCGGGGUGUCCCAAGCAGGAGGAUGCAGGGGAGAAGCCAGGAGAUCUGGAAGCGCUGCAGCCCGACGGGGCCCUGCUUGCCAACGGGGCCUCUGGGGACCAGGGGGCCGCUCAGCGGCUGGCAGCGCGGCUCUACCACCUGGACGGCUUCAAGAGGUCGCAGGUGGCCUCCUACCUCAGGAAGAACAACGAGUUCAGCCGGCAGGUGACGGAGGAGUACCUCACCUUCUUCCAGUUCAGCGGGCAGACUCUGGACCGGGCGCUCAGGUCCUUCCUCAAGGCCUUCGUGCUGACUGGGGAGACGCAGGAGCGGGAGCGGAUCCUUGGACACUUCUCUAAGCGCUACCACCUCAGCAACCCCGACGCCUUCCCCUCGGCAGAUGCUGUGCACACCCUGACCUGCGCCCUCAUGCUGCUCAACACGGACCUGCACGGGCAGAACAUCGGCCGCAGCAUGACCUGCCACGAGUUUGUAACCAACCUGGAUGGCAUGAGAGACGGGCAGAACUUCCCCAAAGAUCAGCUCAAGGCCCUGUACUACUCCAUCCGCAACGAGAAGCUGGAGUGGGCCAUGGAUGAGGAGGAGCUGGUCAGCGCCCUGACGCCCCGGCCACCCAGCACCCCGUCCAGCCGGAAGAAAAGUAACCCCUUCCUGACGCUGACCCAGGACGCCAAGGCCACCACGUACAAGGAGGGGCAGCUUGCCCGCAAGGUGCACGCCGAAGCCGACGGCAAGAAGACACCCUGGGGGAAGCGAGGCUGGAAAACCUUCUACACAGUGCUCAAGGGGAUGGUGCUCUACUUCCUCAAGGACGAGACCCGGGCGGAGGCUCCAGGCAUGGAGGAGCCGAUCGGGGUGCACCAUGCGCUGGCCGAGAGAGCCUCCAAGUACAACAAGCGCCCGCAUGUCUUCCGCCUCCAGACGGCCGACUGGCGCAUCUUCCUCUUCCAGGCGCUAAGCGCCGAGGAGAUGAGCUCCUGGAUCUCCCGCAUCAACCUGGUGGCCGCCAUGUUCUCAUCCCCGCCCUUCCCGGCAGCCGUGGGCUCCCAGCGCAAGUUCAUCCGGCCCAUCCUGCCCACAGCACAGUGCCGCAGCUCCCUGGAGGAGCAGCACCAGGCCCAUGAGGCGUGCAUGGACAAGUUCUCGGAUGAGCUGGGCGAGCACCAGCGGAACCUGCCCGACAAGCGGGGCCGGGGCCGCGACCUGGAGGAGUAUCGGCUCAAGAAGGAGUAUCUGCUCUAUGAGAAGCGCCGCUACGAGACCUACGUGAAGCUGCUGGAGGCGCGUUUGUGCGGGGGCUCCGAGGCGCUGGAGCAGUGGGAAGCACGGCUCGGGGGUCCCGACUCGGCCGACGAGGGGCUCGGCCUCACCAAGUCGCACUCCAGCCCCUCGCUCAACCUGGACCCGCCGCCCGCUGGUGUGAAGGUCAAACGCAACAUCUCUGAGCGCAGGACGGUCCGCAAGAUCAUCCCCAAGCGCAACAAGCAGCUGCUGUGACCCCCCCUUCCCGCGGGGCGCCCAGGGACGCCCCCCGGGCACUCGCCCCAGCACAAGGUACGAGCCGUCGCCCGGACUGGAACCUGAGGCUCAUACAUGACGGCACCGACAGCACGGAGCCCCCAGGUGGCGCCAGCAUCUCAGCAAUGGGGGGGCAAUGGCGGCACCAGGAGUGGGUGCCCCCCCGGGGGGUCCCAGCCCAGGACUCUGAGCCCCCCCUGCCCUUGGAAUGGGAGGAGCACCGGGCCCCCCAUGUGUCGCCCCCAGGAGGCAGCGCUGCCUUGAUGGACCUGGGCUGGGCUGGGCUGGGGGACACCUGACACAGGACGGUACAUCCUGCCGGCUGAGCUGGGCUCUGGGGGCCCCCCAGGGCGCCGCACCCCCCACGCCGGCUCCUGAUUCCUGUUCUCACAGACUGGAAGCCGCCAGAGCAAUAAACCAGAGUGAGCUGUG